Molecule: messenger RNA, 3991 nt
Organism: Xyrauchen texanus (razorback sucker)
Lineage: Eukaryota; Metazoa; Chordata; Actinopteri; Cypriniformes; Catostomidae
Product: NACHT, LRR and PYD domains-containing protein 3-like
Exons: 11
Coding region: 367-3660 (1097 amino acids)
Molecular function (GO): protein binding
Source: RefSeq, a predicted model, not a curated record
AUAACGUGCACACGGUUCAAACAUUUCAAUAUGAUUGAGACCUAUACACAUAUGGUCAUGGUGUCAAAGGCUUACGGUUUGCAAGGAGUUUAAAAGGAUUUAGCUCCUGGUUUGAAUGGAGAACAAGACUCCUCCUCCUCAGGUGACAGGUGAAAGUGAAACUAGUAAAACAGGAUCCAUUUAGUGACGAGCAGGAAAUUACACGACGAGAGAAACAGAGAAAAAGUUUGACAGUUUUUGCUCCACUGAAUCGUCUGAAACAAUCAAAAAAUUCAUUGUGAAGUAUUUUGUAGGUGAUAUUCUAGUCAGUAAAGAGGAACAUCAACAGUUCUUGACAGGUGUUCAGUGGACUGUUCAGAUGAUGUCAUGGACUCCACAAAGGAUCUCAGUGGACAGACAGACACAGGGAAGGUCAAGAGUGUCAUUCAUGGAGAAUCUCCUGAACCCAGCUGUGUGUCCAUGAAGAGUGACGGGUCAAUGGAUCGUCCACUUCACUUCAGUUCAGGAGAGUCUUUGAUCAACUACAGAAAAAAACAGGAUGCAACAGAGUCAACUGCUGGGAAAGUGCCAUUGGACUCCAUUUUUGAGGAACUUGAGCACAGAAUCAUCUCUCUGAUGAAGAAAGAGCUGAAGAGUAUCAAGAGACUACUGAUCUCAGAUUCCCCAGCAUGCUCUAAGAGAGAGGAGGAGGAUGAUGAAGGUCAGAGCAGAGUCAGAGAGGGGUUUCUGAAGAUCACACUGCACGUCCUGAAGAAGAUGAAGCAGACAGACCUCGCUAACACACUUCAAACCAAACUGAUUUCUGUGCAUCAACAAAAACUCAAAACAAAACUAAAAGAGAAAUUCCAGAGAAUUACUGAAGGAAUGUCAAAUCAAAGCAGCUCAACACUUGUGAAUGAGAUCUACACAGAGCUGUACAUCACAGAGGGAGGGAGUGCAGAGAUCAAUAAUGAACAUGAGGUGAGACAGAUUGAGACAGCAUCCAGGAGAGCAGAGACACAGGAAACACCAAUCAAAUGCAUUGACAUCUUUAAAGCCUUACCUGGACAAGACAAAGCCAUCAGAACUGUGCUGACUAAAGGAGUUGCUGGAAUUGGGAAAACUGUCUCUGUGCAGAAGUUCAUUGUGGACUGGACUGAAGGAAAAGCAAAUCAGGAUGUUCACUUCAUAUUUCCACUUCCUUUCAGAGAGCUCAAUCUGAUGAAGCACAAAAAUAUCAGUUUGAUGGAUCUUCUUCAUCAGUUUUUCACAGAUACAAAAGAACUGAGAUCAACAUUCCUUGAUGACUACAAAGUCAUUUUCAUUUUUGAUGGUCUGGAUGAGUGUCGACUUCCUCUAGAUUUCCAGAACAAUGAUAUUUUGUCUGAUGUGACAGAAUCGGCCUCAGUGGAUGUGCUGCUGACCAACCUCAUCAAGGGGAAUCUGCUUCCUUCUGCUCUGCUCUGGAUCACCUCUCGACCAGCAGCAGCCAAUCAGAUUCCUCCUGAGUGUGUUGACCAGCUCACAGAUGUACGAGGCUUCAUUGACCCUCAGAAGGAUGAGUAUUUCAGGAAGAGAAUAAAAGAUGAGCGUCUGGCCAACAGAAUCAUCACACACAUGAAAUCAUCAAGAAGCCUGUACAUCAUGUGUCACAUACCAGUCUUCUGUUGGAUUUCAGCCACUGUUCUCCAGAGGCUGUUGAGUGAAGCAGAGAGUGCAGAGAUCCCCAAGACUCUCACUCAAAUGUUCACACACUUCCUGAUCUUUCAGAGCAAACUGAAGAGCCAGAAGUAUGAUGGGAAAUAUGAGGUGGAUCUUAAGCAGGCUAGAGAGAGGAUUCUGACUCUGGGAAAACUGGCUUUUCAACAGCUGGAAAAAGGGAACCUGAUCUUCUAUGAGGAGGACCUGAGAGAGUGUGGCAUUGAUGUCAGAGAAGCGUCAGUGUACUCGGGAGUUUGUACCCAAAUCUUCAGAGAGGAGUUUGGACUGCACCUGGGGAAGGUGUUCAGCUUUGUGCAUCUGAGCAUUCAGGAGUUUCUCGCUGCUUUAUUCAAGUUUCUGCAAAACAAUUCAAGAAUGAGUGAUUUCCUGAAGAGUGAAGUGGACAAGGCCUUACAGAGUGAGAACGGACACCUGGACCUUUUCCUUCGAUUCCUUCUGGGUCUCUCACUGAAGUCCAAUCAGACAAUCUUACAAUAUCUACUGACACAGACAGGAAGCAGCUCUGACAGCAAACAGGAAAUAGUUAAGUACAUUAAGAUGAAGAUCAGGGACAAUCCCUCUCCAGAGAAAUCCAUCAAUCUGUUCAACUGUCUGAAUGAACUCGAUGAUCAUUCUCUAGUGCAGGAAGUACAAACAUACGUGAACAGAAGAGAUAUCAAUCGUCUCUCUGGAGUCCGUCUCUCUCCUGCUCAGUGGUCAGCUCUGGUGUUUGUGUUGCUGAACUCAGAAGAGGAGCUGGAUCAGUUUAAUCUGAGGAAAUAUGAUCCAUCACAUGAAUGUCUUCUGAGGCUGCUGCCGGUGAUCAAAUCAUCCAGAAAAGCUGAUCUGAUGGGCUGCAAUCUGACAGAGAAAAGUUGUUCAGCACUGGCCUCAGUUCUCAGCUCAAACUCCUCAAGUCUGAGAGAGCUGGACCUGAGUAACAAUGACCUGCAGGAUUCAGGAGUGAAGCUGCUAUAUGAUGCACUGAAGAGUCCUCACUGUAAACUGGAAAUACUGAGAUUUGCAGCUUGUAGAUUCACUGGUCAGUGUUGUGGAAGUUUGUCUUCAUUUCUACAAUCAUCAAACUCCCUGAGAGAGCUGGAUCUGAGUAACAAUGACCUGCAGGAUUCAGGAGUGAAGCUACUCUCUGAUGCACUGAAGAGUCCUCGCUGUAUACUGGAAAUACUGAGAUUAUCUGGCUGUAUGGUGACAGAGGAAGGCUGUUGUUCUGUGGCAUCAGCUCUGAGAUCAAAUCUCUCACGCCUGAAAGAGCUGGAUCUGAGCUACAAUCACCCAGGAGAAUCAGGAGUCAGGCUGCUCUCUGAAAGACUCAACGAUCCAAACUGCACACUGGAAAAACUUAAUGUGGAUCAUGGAGGAGAGUUCAGGAUUACAGCAGGACCAUGCAAAUAUGUCUGUGAUCUCACACUGGAUUCAAACACAGCACACACUGAACUCAUUCUGUCUGAGGGGAACAGGAAAGUGACACGUGUGAGAGAGCGUCAGUCAUAUCCUGAUCAUCCAGAGAGAUUUGAUGAGUGUCGUCAGGUUCUGUGUAGAGAGAGUCUGACUGGACGCUGUUACUGGGAGACUCAAUGGAGUGGAGAUGGUGCUGAUAUAUCAGUGUCAUAUAAAGAAAUCAGCAGGAAAGGAAAGAGUCAUGACUGUGUGUUUGGAUACAAUGUAAACUCCUGGAGUCUGUUCUGCUCUAAUAACAGAUUCACUGUCUGGCACAAUAAUAACAGAACUGACAUACGUCCCCCUUCACACGACUGUAAGAGAGUAGGAGUGUAUGUGGACUGUCCGGCCGGCACUCUGUCCUUCUACAGCGUCUCUGACACACACACACUCACACACUUACACACACUCAACACCACAUUCACUCGACCCCUCUAUGCUGGAUUUGGAGUAGAUUAUCUUGAUUCCUCAGUGUGUGUGUGUGAAAUUGAUCAUCAGAGACACACACACACAACUGGAUGAGUGAAAUAUACUCACUGUAUCUCACAUCAACACAACUCCAAACUCUUUCUAGAAAUCAUUUCAUCAAUUAAACUGAUUGAAUUCAAUAUAAUGACAGUACUUUGUGUCUCACUGUGAUGUGAUUGAACUUAUUUACUAUCAGAUUCAAUAAUAAAAAUAAUGAUUUUAAAUGAAUAAAUGAGUCUAUAUAUGAACUCUUUAUUAAACACACGGCACAUUCAGAUACUCAUUGUUUUAUUUAUACUAAAUAAACAUUUACAAAUACAGAAUUCUUGUGAUUUUUCUACAGUAUAUAAAUCUUAAUACUUAACAGACAAUUCUAGAAAAAACA